UUUUACGCUGUGUUGUCCAGAAGAACAUUUAUUAAGGGUCGGAGAGAGAGAGAGAUAGAGAGAUGGCUAUUGCUCGGUUAAACCGCCAAGCAAAACGACCGUACGGAUUAUGGGCAAAGACGACGGCGGUAACUAUCUUGGGUCUAUGCUUUAUAUUCGUUUGGUCGUUCUUUUCUUCUUCUUCUUCCACUUCAGUGACCGCUCGGAGAGAGAGCUUCGACGACAUAGCAGAACCCAUAUCAGGAAACUCGAGGAUAAGCAAUUUCGGAACUCAAAUAACCCAUGAAAAUGAGAAGAGUAAGAAGAAAUCUGGGUCUGAUUUGGAAAAGGAUGAUAAAAGAGUUAAUGGGUCUGUUUCAGUUUCAAAGUCUAUCAAUGAGCAUAAAUCUGAGAAGAAGAACACAAGAGUAGUAGCGAAUAAAAAGAAGUUACCGGAGAAGAAGCCUAAGGAGGGAAAUGAUAAUAAGCCUGUGGAAUCUGAAGGUGAAGAGGAUUCAGAGAAGGAAAAAGAAGGACUGGUUGUGGAUGGCAAGGAAGAAGCUUUAGAUGGUGAAGGUGAAGAGGCAGAAGGAGAAAAUGUUUUGGCUGAGGCAGUGGAUCAGGAGGAAAGUGAAGAGAAGAAGUUGGAAAGUGACGGCAGUGAAUCGAAUAGAGGGAAGAAGAGAAAGAAGAUAAAAGGUCCGGUUUUUGAUCCGAAAAUGAAGUAUAAUUGGAAACUAUGUAGCACAAAGAGCAAACACAAUUAUAUCCCUUGUAUUGACUAUGAUACCAGCUCUUUGAGGCUCCAAAGUUAUCGGCAUACGGAGCGGACUUGCCCGAAAACACCGGUGAUGUGUCUUGUGCCUCUUCCACAUGAUGGUUAUGAAAUUCCAAUUCGCUGGCCGGAGAGCAAAGUGAAGAUAUUAUAUAAGAAUGUGGCACAUCCAAAACUUGCAGCAUUUGUUAAGAAGCAUAGUUGGAUUAUGAAGUCUGGAGAAUAUCUUACUUUCCCGCAAAAUCAAUCUGAAUUCAAGGGUGGAGUUCUUCACUAUCUUGAGUCCAUUGAAGAGACGGUACCAGACAUUGAAUGGGGAAAGAAUAUUCGUGUGGUACUGGACAUUGGAUGUACAGAUUCAAGUUUUGGAGCUUCGUUACUUGACAAGGAGGUAUUGACAUUGUCAUUGGGCUUGAAAGAUGACCUCGUUGACCUAGCUCAAGUUGCCCUAGAGCGUGGUUUCCCAACUAUAGUUAGCCCUUUUGGAGGUCGAAGGCUUCCUUUUCCAAGUGCUGUUUUUGAUGCGAUUCAUUGCGGUGAAUGCAGCAUAAAAUGGCAUUCAAAUGGCGGAAAACAUCUUCUAGAGAUGAACAGGAUUCUAAGGCCAGGCGGAUACUUUAUCCUCUCAACCAAACAUGACAACAUUGAAGAUGAAGAAGCCAUGACCACAUUGACCGCAUCUAUCUGUUGGAAUAUUCUGGCUCAUAAAACUGAUGACUUUAGUGAAGUGGGCGUUAAAAUUUACCAAAAGCCUGAGUCGAAUGAUAUAUACGGAUUGAGGAGAAGGAAAAAUCCACCUUUGUGCAAGGAAAAUGAAAAUCCAGAUGCAGCCUGGUAUGUUCCAAUGAAGACUUGCUUACACCCAAUUCCAUCUGCUAUUGAGCAACAUGGAACAGAGUGGCCGGAGGAAUGGCCCAAGAGGCUCGACACUGUUCCUGACUGGUUGGAUGAUAAAGACAAACUGGUUGCAGACUCCAAGCACUGGUCUUCUAUUAUUGAAAAGUCAUAUCUCACUGGAUUGGGAAUUGACUGGGCGAACAUCAGAAAUGUAAUGGACAUGAAAGCCAUCUAUGGAGGAUUUGCUGCAGCCCUUGCAAAACAGAAUGUAUGGGUGAUGAAUGUGGUACCUGUCCAUGCACCAGACACACUUCCCAUCAUUUUCGAACGCGGACUUGUUGGAACUUACCAUGACUGGUGUGAACCUUUUAGCACAUAUCCGAGAUCGUAUGAUCUUCUGCAUGCUGAUCAUCUGUUUUCACGGCUAAAGAAUCGGUGCAACCAGCCAGUGUGGAUUGUUGUUGAGAUGGAUCGCAUGUUGAGGCCAGGAGGAUGGACAAUUAUACGUGAUAAAGUUGAGAUAUUGGGUCCUUUAGAAGGGAUUUUGAAAAGUUUGAACUGGGACAUACGAUUGACUUAUGCCCAGGAUAAAGAAGGCAUCAUUUGCGCACAAAAAAACAUGUGGCGGCCUUGACUUGAACAAAAGAAAUGUUUCUGCUCCGACGGUGGUGUGACUACUAAUUUAACAAACAUUCAUGUCUCUCAUUACUAGGGUGAAGCUCAAAUGCAAAAAACAAAAAAACAAAAACAAAAACAAAACAAAACAAAAAAAAAACUAGAAAGUGAAGAUAUGCCGCUCUCCAUUAUUGUAUUUGUGAUCGUUAACAGCCAACAGGGGCAUUGUUGUUUUUUUUUUUUUUUUCCCCUUUUUGAUAGGAAACAGAGGGACUGAUGGGAUAUGAUUAAGAUUUUUUCCUUUUGUUUUUGGUGAUUUAUUCUUUUAGGCACUGGUGGA
Molecule: messenger RNA, 2546 nt
Organism: Morus notabilis
Lineage: Eukaryota; Viridiplantae; Streptophyta; Magnoliopsida; Rosales; Moraceae
Product: probable methyltransferase PMT28
Exons: 8
Coding region: 63-2225 (720 amino acids)
Cellular component (GO): endosome; trans-Golgi network; cytoplasm
Molecular function (GO): methyltransferase activity
Source: RefSeq, a predicted model, not a curated record